CAAAUAGGUAGGUAUAGUAUCAAUUUUUACACUUGAUAAGAUACGUCCAAGUGUGAACACUAAUAAAUCCUACUUAUAUUAGAUACUGGAACUCGAUUAUAAUGCCGUAACUCCGAGAGUCCAAACUCCACCCAGUUUGACAAUUCAUUCAUAAUAUAGAACACGUCGCGCCGGUUUCAUAAACCAGCUCACUUUUGUCCUAAAUUACAAAUAUACCUAACAAAAGUGAAUAAAAUAAUCGUUAUUGUAAUUUGUAUUAUAUCAAGUAGAUGGUAACUAAAGAAAAAUAAUCAAAAUAACCUCUUAGAACUGCGUUGAACUUGUACUUAUCUGACAAAAUAUGACUGUGUUAACAAUUGACUUAUUAUAAAAAUAACUCACCUUUUACAAAACAAAAUAUUAAAUGUUAUGUGAUUAUUUUUUCAAAUGAAACAACGAAACAUGACUAAACUUUUCCGCACAAUUUUGACAACGAACGCGCCAAAAUUCGUAUCAACUCCUACUUUUAUAAGAAAACUGAACACUCAGAUUCCUACUAAAGAAGUACAGAUACCAGUGCAAUAUGGUCAUAUUGCCGGGAAGCUAUGGGGUAGCGGUGACAAGCGACCUAUCCUGGCAUUACAUGGAUGGCAAGACAAUGCAGGCACCUGGGACCCCCUGAUCCCCAUGAUCAUAAAAGACAGACCGAUAUUAGCUCUGGACUUCCCUGGACACGGAUUUUCAUCUUGGACACCUGGUCUAACAUACAACGAAUGGGAAUGGCCAAGAUUAAUUUUGUAUCUUAAAGAAUACUUCAAAUGGGAUAAAGUUUCCAUUCUAUCACACUCUAUGGGCGCAAUAGCUGCAACGCGAUUCGCGAGCGUGUUUCCCGAAGACAUCGAUUUUUACAUAGCAAUAGAUAGUUUUAUAUUAGAAAACGUUAAUACAAAUACUUUAGUAGAAAAAAUAUAUCCAAAAUUACUACAAAAGGCAUUUGUCACUGAUCAUUGGCUGGACAAAGAACCUCCGUCUUACACGUUAGAAGAAAUAACAAACACGUGGCACUUAGCAACGAGGAAGUCUAUAGCAUUAGACAGUGUUAAGCAUCUGAUCAAAAGAGGUGUGAAGCAGUCGAAAACCGAUCCUAAUAAAUAUUAUUUCUCCCGAGAUCCGAGGCUAAAGUACGUGAUCCUCAUUCCUGAAGACAGAAAGUUUACAGAAGCCCUUGUGCGAAGGAUAAAAUGCCCAAUGCUAUUCCUGAAAGCGACAGACUCUCCGUUUUCAGCCGGCAAAUUUUCUAUUGCAAUGCGUGAAAUGAUAGAGAAACAGAACGAUAAAUACGAAUUUCAUUUCGUACCCGGAAAACAUCACGUUCAUUUGAAUAAUCCUGAACUGGUAGCUCCUCUAAUUAAUAAUUUCUUAAAGAAACAUAAAUUGGAAGCUUAAAUUUAAAUAUCCUACUAACAAUGAAAAUUACAUUUCUGAUUCUCCGAUGAACAGCUUACAACAUGUUAUGUGCGCCGAAAUAUUUUAUGAGAUUCCAACACUCAGAAGAGGAUGAAACCUGGUUAGAGUCUCAUGAGCCGUUUUGAAUGCCCCAAAAUUAAUAAUAUAAGAGAUCCUCGUUCCCGUCUCGCUCUCUGCCUAUGGCCACUUGCGCCCUAAGCCCUUGCUUAUUUGCCUUAGGGAUAAUACGGCUCUGGGUUCACUUAUUAUUAAUAUCACCUAUGUUAAUUAAUUAUGACGAAUAGAGAAUCAGUAAAAGAUACUGAUUUGAUCCUGUGAUUACAACAAAAUUAAUCCAGGCUGGGUUUAAUUUGCAUACGAUUUUACAAAAAGUAUAACUAGGUACUUAUCAUUUAUGUAUAGAUGAUAUUGAUGAAGUGCAAUUAUCUGAUAAUUUAGAUACUGGGAACAACCGAGCUUCCUAAUAAACUAUCUACGAUAGGUGCCAUCUCGUUCUGUAUUAUAAUUGUAAUUCGUUAAUAAUUGUUUUUUAGAUGUAGGUACCUAAUUUAAAUAAAUAUUUUUUAUAAAAAAACUUACUACGU
Spodoptera exigua (beet armyworm) is the source of this 2030-nucleotide messenger RNA. The record is from the annotation of a GenBank genome assembly. NCBI's taxonomy places the organism in Eukaryota, Metazoa, Arthropoda, Insecta, Lepidoptera, Noctuidae.